AUUUCCCUUUACUGAAUUAAACGGUACACAAAGCAUAUUAAACAUUUUCAGUGAUGUCUGUUCUCUUGAGGGCGCCGGUAUUGACAGACAAAGAAGAGAGGAGACUAGCCAAGCUGCGUACCAAACUAUUUGACAAGGAGAGCAAGGACUGGAAGACUCUAAUUCGUGAUGAGAGCCCCGCUGAAGUGUACUCUGAUGAGACAGGGUUUUCCAUUUACGUGGGCAAUGCAGAGCAUGCCUCGGACCUGCUGACUCUGGAGAUCAAGGGAGUGACAUUUGUACUCAACAUGGCGGCCGGGGAACCUCUAUGCAACAUGACUGAGGAGGUGUACGGCCCUGCCUACAGAUGUCUGAGGGUUAGUGCUGGGGACAUGCCUGGCUACAAUCUCUCUCAACAUUUUGACGAUACCUGGACCUUCCUUGAGGAAGCGAGAAGACGGAGGGCCAAAGUGUUGGUGCACUGUGUGGCUGGUGUGAGUCGCUCUGCCACUGUUGUCAUCGCUUAUCUCAUGCAACUACGUGGAUGGUCCCUGGAAACUGCCGGUACUCAUGUGAGCCAGAAAAGACCUAAAGUGUACCCCAACCUCGGGUUUAUGAAACAGCUGGAGCUGCACCAAACUAAACUGUCUGGAACUAUAGGCAAAUUAUAGCUACAAAUAUCAAAUAUUGACUUUUUUUAGCCUCAAUUUCUUAAUUUGAAAUGUUAAUAUUUCUUGUGUGCGUGUUCACCUUCGUGAUCUAAUAAUAAAACAGAAAGUUGUGUUUUUAAAUAAA
Molecule: messenger RNA, 774 nt
Organism: Halichondria panicea
Lineage: Eukaryota; Metazoa; Porifera; Demospongiae; Suberitida; Halichondriidae
Product: dual specificity protein phosphatase 13A-like
Exons: 4
Coding region: 54-650 (198 amino acids)
Biological process (GO): protein dephosphorylation; negative regulation of MAPK cascade
Molecular function (GO): MAP kinase tyrosine phosphatase activity; MAP kinase tyrosine/serine/threonine phosphatase activity; protein tyrosine/threonine phosphatase activity
Source: RefSeq, a predicted model, not a curated record